GAUGUUGGCACGACUGACAAUCUGACGUCCAACUCACAACUCAGGAUAAGCACCAAAAUAACAAAGAUGGAUUCGGGAAAAUAGUGCUACGUACGUUAAUGCUUCUUAUCGACUGAGCUUCACUUUGAAAAUAGCUUAAUCAUGAUGCAAUUCAUGCUUUUAUUCAGCCGGCAAGGCAAACUCCGUCUGCAAAAGUGGUAUCAGGCUUACCCAGACAAAACCAAGAAGAAAAUCACGCGAGAACUGAUAGCUACUAUUCUAGCUCGUAAGCCCAAAAUGUGCAGCUUCCUCGAGUGGAAAGAUCUGAAAGUGGUGUACAAAAGGUACGCAAGCUUAUACUUCUGCUGCGCCAUAGAGCAAGAUGACAACGAACUCCUCACUUUAGAGGUGAUUCACAGAUAUGUCGAAUUGCUGGACAAAUAUUUCGGAAGCGUAUGUGAAUUGGACAUCAUUUUCAACUUCGAGAAAGCUUACUUCAUGUGUGAUGAGCUUCUGCUGGGCGGAGAGAUACAAGAAACGAGUAAGAAAAACGUGCUGAAAGCCAUAGCUGCGCAAGAUUUACUGCAAGAGGACGAAGCGGUGGAAGGUGCUCUAAGGGAAAUCGGACUGCUCUGAUUGAGAGGCCGCCGGACGAUGCACCUCCCUUCUAACCUCUUGCCGCCUGCCAUGCCGCGGCAGCUGCUUGCAACUUGGACGCUAUUGCUGCUGUUGCUGUCCAUUUUCAGAGUUUAUUUUUCACAAACACACACAGCCAUUCCACAUCUAUUAUAAUUAUACGAAUAGAACACUCUUGAUUGAUUUUAUCCCACUCAAAGAGUUGUGAACUAGUUACUGCUUAAUUCAGUUACAAUCCGCAGUUGUUUCCUUAGUUGUUCUCGAUUGAUGUAAAUAUAUUUACUUGGUUUUACUGUAAUUAAAGGUGUUUUACGACAAAGCA
Cloeon dipterum is the source of this 937-nucleotide messenger RNA. RefSeq names its product AP-1 complex subunit sigma-2 (gene AP-1sigma). Gene Ontology annotation, molecular function: clathrin-cargo adaptor activity. The transcript has 5 exons. Lineage: Eukaryota; Metazoa; Arthropoda; Insecta; Ephemeroptera; Baetidae. Gene Ontology annotation, biological process: intracellular protein transport; vesicle-mediated transport. The record is from RefSeq and is a predicted model, not a curated record. The coding region runs from base 142 to 615 and encodes 157 amino acids. Gene Ontology annotation, cellular component: membrane coat; AP-1 adaptor complex; intracellular membrane-bounded organelle.